AAGGCUUCCGGUAAUUCAUCACGGCAACAUCGCCCUUUAGGAAAGCUGGGCAAGCGAUUGUGACUUGGAAAGGGCAACCCAUAGUAAGUUUCCACCUCUAAUUCGAAGGGCAGACACUCGGAUCUUCAAGUAAGACAGCUGCAGCAAUGCUUCCGAGUCCAAGAGGCAGAAUCCACGAAGGGAAGAGAAACGACUGGCCAGCGAAGACUGCGCGAAACUUUGAUAAUUGAAUUGAUAUGGCCUGAUUUGAGUAUUUUAGGCUGCUGAGGGGAACCGAGUCGAAUAAGGCGGUAAAAUAGUACAUCCUCCUUGACAGCCUAUAUCAAUCGUUCCACCCACACUGCUCAUCAUUGUACACUUCAGCUCCCUCCAUCAUAUCUGACCCUUCAAGUACUUGUGUGAUAUGGACGCUAAGGAAUCUCAACCAGUUGAUUCGACCCAUCAGCCGGAUCAUCUAUACAAAGGAAGGCGAGCUUCCCAGCCCCUCGACAUCGUAGUAAUAGGAUGCGGUCUGGGAGGUCUCGCCGCUGCAUACUGCCUCGCACAGGGAGGUCACAACGUCACCAUCCUUGAAGCAGCGCCUGCAAUCGGUGAAGUGGGCGCUGGGAUUCAAGCCAGCCCAAAUGUCUCGCGCCUCUUGAUGCGUUGGGGUCUCGGCCCACGUCUCGAGGAACUUGGUGUGAAACCACAGAAUCUGAGCAUUAGACGAUGGAAGAACGAUGAAGUUAUAGGAUGGACGCUAUUUGGGGAUACGUUCGUUAAGGACUACGGUUACCCUUAUUACCACAUACACCGAGCUGAUUUCCACCGUAUGCUCUACGCGGCAGCUGAACAACACUGUAACAUCCGUGUCGAUUGUCGCGUUGUAUCCUUGGACCCGUCGAAACCUACUAUGACUCUUGCUUCUGGGGAGGUCGUAUCUGCUGACCUAAUCAUCGGCGCGGACGGAGUCAAAAGCAUUACCCGGGAGUAUGUUGUCGGCGGGCCCGAUAAGCCCAGGGCUACCGGAGACGCUGCUUACAGAGCCCUCAUCCCGACUGAGAAACUCCUAGAGGACGAUGACCUGAAAUCACUGGUGGAGAAUACAGAAUCAAUUAUAUGGAUGGGUCCCAAAGGUCAUAUUGUUGGCUAUAAUAUUUGUGCCAAGAAACAAUAUAACCUCGUCAUGAUACACCCUGACGGAGCUGACGGAGUUGAAGGAAUUGUGGAAUCGUGGACUGCUGAAGGUAAUGUGGAAAGAAUGAAGGAGCACUACAAGGGGUGGAAUAUCACUAUUCAAAAACUUCUGGCUCUUAUUCCGUCAACGCUCGAUUGGAAGUUGAUGGUCCGAGAUCCCCUGCCUUCGUGGAUUCACAAGGAUGGCAAGUUGGUCUUGUUGGGCGACUCUUGUCACCCAAUGCUGCCCUACCGUGCGCAAGGAUCAGCCAUGGCGAUUGAAGAUGCUGCCGUCCUAGGCAACAUAUUCUCGCAUUGCUCGGACCGCUCGCAGAUCUUGCCGCUGCUUUAUGCCUACCAAUCUCUCCGGUACGACCGUGCCACGGCGACACAGACGUCUUCAAGUCUGAACCGGCACAUAUUCCACCACCCAGACGGGCCAGAGCAAGAGGAGCGUGAUAACGAAAUGCGUGUGGCAACGGAGGACGCGAAACGCGUGGCGCGUGGCGAGCAGAGUACGCUUGCGUUAGCAGGCAAUGCGAAUCAGUGGGCUGAUAAGAAGAAGAGCGACAUCCAAUUUGGAUACGAUGCCGACGAGGAGGCGGAAAAGUGGUGGGUCGCAAACGGGGAUAAAUUAAUGAGCCUCUUCCCUUCAACUGAGGUGGCGAAUUGAAAUUGUGAUGAUGAAACCUCCGUAACUUGUCCGUAGAAGUUGUGAUGCUCUCUGAUCUGAAAUGUAUGUCCUGGUAUCUAAAGAGUGUGCUAUGUCAUAUGAAACAAAUACCUUCCGCCAUCAUGAGGUCAAUGGCCUAUUGAUUGAUGUUCGU
This is a messenger RNA of Suillus clintonianus, 1982 nucleotides long. RefSeq lists its product as uncharacterized. NCBI's taxonomy places the organism in Eukaryota, Fungi, Basidiomycota, Agaricomycetes, Boletales, Suillaceae. The coding region runs from base 404 to 1828 and encodes 474 amino acids. The record is from RefSeq and is a predicted model, not a curated record. Gene Ontology annotation, molecular function: monooxygenase activity; FAD binding. The transcript has 8 exons. Gene Ontology annotation, biological process: secondary metabolite biosynthetic process.